AUGUUGGAAACCCCAGAGUCGUUUUUCGUGGCAAACGAUGAAAAUCAUCACGACGAUUCGGUGGUGGACGAAGACACCGACGACGCCGUUGCGGUGGAAAGUGCGGACGACGUCGCCGACACUAGCGGCGACAGCCAAGAACUGGAACCGGUGGCGGAACUCAACGAAUCUCAGGAAGAGAGUGGCGCGGAAGCGGAAGCUGUCGGAGAAGAACAGGAACUCGUACCUCAAGCGGAACUUGAACCCGAACCUGAACAGGAACCCGAGCCGGAACCCGAGCCCGAACCUGAGUUGAAUGUCGACGGAUUUGGCGAAGCAGAAUCGUUGGAAAAUUUAGAGGAAGAAACUGAACAACCAGAAGAAGAAAACGAAACAGCACCAGCGGAUGAAGAGCCAGUGAACGAGGAGGAAGCGGCGGAGGAAGAAGGAGAACCUACGGCCGAAGAAGAGCAGGCGGAAGAAGAAGCUCCGAACGAGGAAGGAGCGAUGGAAGAAGAACCUACGAACGAAGAAGAAGCGGCAGAGGAAGAACCUACGAACGAAGAAGGGGUGGCGGAAGAAGAACCUACCAACGAGGAAGCAGUAGAGGAAGCAGGUGAAGAGGAACCGGCCCAGGAAGGAGAAGUAACCGAGGAGCCCGCUGCUGUAGAACAGGAAACUGUAAUAACUGAGGAAGAAGCCGUCCCAACCGAAGAUGAAACCCAACCAGCUGAUGAAGUUGCUGUGGUCGAAGAGGAAGUCCCAGCGGUCGAAGAGGAAGCCUCCGCCGUCGAAGAAGAAGAAUUUUGGCCGAGGAGGAAGCCACAGGGAUCGAGGAAGAAGACAGCCAACCUGCUGAGGAAGUUACCGAGGAUCAAGCCCCAGCAGCGAACGAAGAAGAAGUUGUCCCAUCCGCCGAGCCGGAAUCAGCAGAGGCAGCAGCUGAAGAAGAAGCCCCGGAAGCAGAGUAAAGAACGAAACAUCGAGGGUAUAAAACCAACAACGAAAAAGAUGAAUUUUAAUUUUGAAUUUCUUUUGGGAAUUUUACUAUACUACAUACAUGUGGACGCAAGAAAAUAAUUUCGAUACCUCAUCUAUAAGGAGCAAUAUAGCUAUAGGUUUUCGGUAAAGAGAUUUAUUGGAUCUAUAAAUCUGUCGAGGAAAUAUAUAAUCACUAGCCAAUAUAUAAACUAGUCAACUCUCAGUGAAUGUGAGCGCAUUCCUCUUUGAUUUUAUUUGUCGUUUUGUCCGCCCCCCUAUAUUUUUUCGGGUCGUCGUCGCCGUCCUAUAUAAUGUUACCCAACGCAUGUGUCUUCACCCGUUUCUAUACGGAUGUCAUUAUAAUUGAAUUGCUUCUCUCUAUCCUUCUCCUCCUCCUCCUUCCUAGCUUGACAAAUAAGAUCCUAUACCCCCCCGCAGUAUAGAUUUCUUCGACCGGAAACCUAUCGUUCUAUAUACUGUCUGUUCCUUUUGGUUGGCCCUUUGUACUGAACGGCUUCUCUCUCUCUCUCUUAUUGCUGACUGCUAACUGCUCCCUCUAUUCGUAAUAAUACUUAUUGCUGUGUGCUAACUGUUCCGCAGCAUUAAUGCAAUAUCUGGAAGGAGUGGGGAGGAGAAGGAGGGAGAAUAAGAGACAAUGAAUUCAUCGUUCCAUUCUAUAAUAGUCGUCUAUUCUGCUAUAUGUAUAGACGUUGAUCAUUUGAAAUUUUGAAUGCUGGGCGUAUAUAGAAUGGAAGGAGACAAUAGUCGCUUCGUCCCUCUUUCUCUCCUAUAUCUAUUUCGAUAUUAUAUACAGUUUAAUAAUGGCCGUCCGUUAUAUUCCCCUUCUGCCUGCCCUCUCUUGCAAGUUGUCGAUCCGUCGUACCGUGGCCUCAUAUUGUAUUGCUCCGAUUACUGAGAAUUGAGAAAUAUAAAUUCAAAAUUCGCUUUUAGUUUUGCCCGGGAUUGUCGCCAGAAAGAAGGAAGUUCCUUCAGUCCUUCGAUUCACUCACGCGCUCGGUUUUAUAGACCUAUAAAGCUCAAUUAACAUACGAAAGAAAAAAAGAGCGAAAUCCAUCUCUUCUGACUAGAGAAUUUAAAUUUAUUUUCCCCCUCUCUUGAUCGAAGACUUUUCUCU
This is a messenger RNA of Daphnia pulicaria, 2095 nucleotides long. RefSeq names its product protein TsetseEP-like. The transcript is spliced from 4 exons. NCBI's taxonomy places the organism in Eukaryota, Metazoa, Arthropoda, Branchiopoda, Diplostraca, Daphniidae. Bases 1 to 1059 code for a protein of 352 amino acids. The record is from RefSeq and is a predicted model, not a curated record.